AUGCUACAAAUACAAGAAGCGAACAGUAGAAGACAGACAGAAGAAAUUAAUAAAAUAAAUGAUAAUAGUCAAAGACAAGCGGAAAGAAUAGGAAAGCGUGUAGACGAAAAUAGUAAACGACAAGAUCUAGGUUUUAAACACAUGAAACAGAGACUAGAAAGGCAUAAAUAUGAGGUACAAAUGUAUUUACAACAGGUGAAAUAUGAAGUAGAGUAG
This is a messenger RNA of Diabrotica balteata, 216 nucleotides long. The record is from the annotation of a GenBank genome assembly. Lineage: Eukaryota; Metazoa; Arthropoda; Insecta; Coleoptera; Chrysomelidae.